Molecule: messenger RNA, 1043 nt
Organism: Rhincodon typus (whale shark)
Lineage: Eukaryota; Metazoa; Chordata; Chondrichthyes; Orectolobiformes; Rhincodontidae
Gene: vbp1
Product: von Hippel-Lindau binding protein 1
Exons: 6
Coding region: 48-632 (194 amino acids)
Biological process (GO): microtubule-based process; tubulin complex assembly; protein folding
Cellular component (GO): cytoplasm; prefoldin complex
Molecular function (GO): tubulin binding
Source: RefSeq, a predicted model, not a curated record
UGUACGUGUCGGCCCACGUCACUCUCGUAACGUCAGAACGGCCCAAGAUGGCGACCACCAGUGGCAGCGGCGAUGCUAACGCGGCUACGAGCAGCCGCAAGCACCUGGGUAUUCCUCAGGCCGUGUUUGUGGAAGAUGUUAUUGCAUUUAUGAAACAGCCAGGUAAUGAGACAGCAGACCUAGUACUGAGGAGGCUAGAUGAGCAAUACCAAAAAUACAAAUUCAUGGAGCUGAAUCUAUCGCAAAAGAAAAGAAGGCUAAAAAGUCAAAUCCCAGAAAUUAAACAGACAUUAGAAAUUUUAAAACACAUGCAGAAGAAAAAGGAUUCCACAGAUCCCAUGGAGACGCUGUUUCUCCUUGCAGAUAACUUGUAUGCUAAAGCAUCUAUCACUCCUACGGAUAAAGUGUGCUUAUGGUUGGGGGCUAAUGUAAUGCUUGAAUAUGACAUUGAUGAGGCUCAAGCAUUACUCGAGAAGAAUCUGACAACUGCAACCCGUAAUCUGGAAGGACUAGAAGAAGAUCUGGACUUCCUUCGAGAUCAGUUCACCACCACAGAAGUCAAUAUGGCAAGAGUUUAUAACUGGGAUGUUAAAAGAAGAAGCUCUGAAGCAGCUUCUAAGAGUAGCGCAUAGUUCACAAAACACAUUUUUACACAUAGUUAAACUCCAAAACUCACUUUUUUUUCUUUAAAAUAUCCACCAAUUUGGCAACAUUUGUGUUUGGAAAGCUGCAGUUAUUUUUGUCUUUGGAAACAAAGCCGUGUUGAAUGUUAACCCCGAGAACAGAUGAGACUAAAACUACAGUUAUGUGGGUAUACUGGUUUAUUGCAUGCUUAUAAGGCUUUUGUGCAAAUGAAUGACGUGGAGUACAGGUUCAAAAUGUCAUUACCAGUUUUCACAAGCCACACUUGCUGCAGUCCUGCAGCCCAGUCUUACAGACGCAGUGGAUACCUUGUGUAUCCAUGCAACUGGUUCUUGCUGUGAUACAUGUAAAGAUUUUGUAUCGUUCUAUCAUGUGUUAAUAAACUGCUGAACAGACUAAAA